CGCUAAAUUACUUCAUAUUGAAGAUACAGUAUUUUCAUGUUUAGAGGCAGAGUCUGCAAAAGUGGGGACUUUAUCUGAAUUCUCGACGAGUAAGUGAACCACAAUGGACGACGACCAGCCCAAAACACUGUAUGUUGGGAAUCUGUCCCGUGAUGUCACUGAAGCCCUAAUCUUGGAGCUGUUUGGUCAAAUUGGACCUUGCAAGAGCUGCAAAAUGAUUGUAGAUACUGCUGGACAUGAUCCAUACUGCUUUGUGGAGUUUUAUGAGCAUAGGCAUGCCACUGCCACAAUUGCAGCUAUGAACGGUCGGAAAAUAUUGGGUAAGGAAGUCAAAGUUAACUGGGCUACUACACCAACAAAUCAAAAGAAAGACACAACCAAUCAUUUUCAUGUUUUUGUUGGCGAUUUAAGUCCAGAGAUAACAACAGAGGACAUCAAAACAGCCUUUGCUCCAUUUGGGAAAAUAUCAGAUUGUAGGGUUGUCAAAGAUAUGGCUACUGGAAAAUCCAAAGGCUAUGGCUUUGUUUCAUUCUUCAAUAAAUGGGAUGCCGAAAAUGCCAUUCAGCAGAUGGGAGGGCAGUGGCUGGGAGGAAGACAGAUCAGGACUAAUUGGGCCACAAGAAAACCUGCUUCCAAAACUACAAAUGAAACGACCAAUGCCAAGCAGCUAUCAUUUGACGAGGUGGUCAACCAGUCCAGCCACAGCAACUGCACAGUCUACUGUGGAGGUAUCACAUCUGGUCUCUCUGAACAAAUAAUGAGACAGACUUUCUCACCGUUUGGCCCUAUAAUGGAAGUCCGUGUUUUUCCUGACAAAGGCUACUCAUUUGUUCGAUUUAACUCUCAUGAUGCAGCUGCUCAUGCCAUUGUUUCAGUAAAUGGUACGUCCAUUGAGGGAUAUGUUGUCAAAUGUUACUGGGGGAAGGAGGCAAUAGACUUGGUCUCCCCUGUACAGCAGAUACAGAUGCCACAGGUAUGCAUUAUGCUUCAUGCAUGUGAGUUAGUUGGAUUCUUCGCAGCACAGCCCUAUGGUCAGUGGAGUCAGUGGUAUGGUAACACACAGCAGAUUGGUCAAUAUGUUCCCAAUGGCUGGCAAAUGCCAAGCUUUGGAGUCUAUGGGCAGUCUUGGGAUCAACAGGGCUAUAAUCACUUACAAGUUGGCGCGAGUUGGGCUGGUGUAGCGACUCUGAGCAAUGGUGACUUGGUGGACACAGCACAGGGGGUUAAUGGGAUGGUGCUAACCAGCCAGUCAGGCAUGGGGACAGCUGGUUUUCAUACCCACUGA
Boleophthalmus pectinirostris (great blue-spotted mudskipper) is the source of this 1285-nucleotide messenger RNA. Its product is annotated as cytotoxic granule associated RNA binding protein TIA1-like. NCBI's taxonomy places the organism in Eukaryota, Metazoa, Chordata, Actinopteri, Gobiiformes, Gobiidae. The coding region runs from base 104 to 1285 and encodes 393 amino acids. Gene Ontology annotation, molecular function: mRNA binding. The record is from RefSeq and is a predicted model, not a curated record. Gene Ontology annotation, cellular component: cytosol. The transcript has 12 exons.